This is a messenger RNA of Tetrahymena thermophila SB210, 771 nucleotides long. RefSeq lists its product as hypothetical. NCBI's taxonomy places the organism in Eukaryota, Ciliophora, Oligohymenophorea, Hymenostomatida, Tetrahymenidae. The transcript has a single exon. The record is from RefSeq and is a predicted model, not a curated record.
AUGUUAGAAAACUAUCUAAACUAUUUGAAAGAAUAUGAAAAUUUUAGCGAAGAUAAUAAAUGCUUAAACAAGUAAUAUCUAGAAUGUAAAGAAGAAAAUAGAAAAGAGUGUAUUAGUAAGUCAUAUAACUAAUUUGCUUGUACUACUUUAAGAUGUGGAUUUGAAUUAGAUGGAGAGUUAGCAGAAGUAUAUGGAUCAUGUAUUUAAAGAUAAUGUAUUAGUGAUUCAGAAGAAGUUUAAAAAUUAAGUUUACAAACUUACUAAUGCUUAUAUGCUGCUAAAUAUAAUCCUGAAGAUGAUCUAAGAAGAUUUUAGAGUUAUCAAAAAGAUUAAUAAGAUUUCGAAACAUAAUUUGAAUAGAAAUAGCCUAAUGUAUUUAUUGAAGAGUCUUAUUAAAAAAUGUCUAAUGAUCAAAAUAAAACAUAAGAAGAUAUAUGUUUUAUAGAACAGCUACAAAGCUGCCAAAUGGAUGCUGAGUGUUUUAAGCAAUUUGUAUUAUCAUUCUUUUGUGUAGUAAAUAGAUGCCUUAGUAAAUCUGAAAUAAAAACACCAGAAAUCUAUGGACAAUGCAUUUAAAAUUAAUGUAAAAGUGAAUCCAAGUAAAUUUAAGAAAAGCAAUAAAAAAUGUAUUAAUGCUUAUAUUUUGAUAAGUAUAACUAAUAUGAUGAUAAAUUUGUUAUUCCUGAUAUUAAUAAAACUAGUAAUGAAUCUCACUCUUCCUUAAUUGCAUUACCUUUAAUUACAAUAAGCAUUUUAUUAUUACAAUUCUGA